Molecule: messenger RNA, 2043 nt
Organism: Zygosaccharomyces rouxii
Lineage: Eukaryota; Fungi; Ascomycota; Saccharomycetes; Saccharomycetales; Saccharomycetaceae
Gene: SET2
Product: histone methyltransferase SET2
Exons: 1
Coding region: 1-2043 (680 amino acids)
Biological process (GO): regulation of DNA-templated transcription
Cellular component (GO): chromatin; nucleus; chromosome
Molecular function (GO): histone H3K36 methyltransferase activity; protein binding
Source: RefSeq, a predicted model, not a curated record
AUGUCGUCAUCUAGAUCAGUAUCGCCGCCCAAGGGCUCUAGUCGAUCCCUUAAGUUGUUUUUAGACGAAGAAGACAAGACUCAAGAGGUACUAAAGACUUUUAAAUGUCUAGAGGAAAACCAUUAUGCGAACAAAAGGUUGGGAAAUUCGAAGCACAAUGAAUUCAUGGAGUGUGAUUGUUAUGAAGAGUUCGAAGACGGUAUUAAUCGCGCCUGUGACGAAAACUCCGACUGUAUUAAUAGGCUAACGCUGAUCGAGUGUGUUAAUGGGCUAUGUGGAUCUUGCGGUGAAGACUGUCAAAAUCAAAGAUUCCAAAGGAAACAGUAUGCCGAUAUUGCAGUUUUCCAAACCAAGUUAAAAGGUUAUGGUGUCCGUGCUCAAUCUGAUAUUGAACCGCAUCAGUUUAUCUAUGAAUAUAUGGGGGACGUGAUACCGGAGGACGUCUUUAGGGAUAGAUUGGUGGAUUAUGAUCAAAAGGGUUAUCAGCAUUUUUAUUUUAUGAUGUUACAAAACGGUGAAUUCAUUGAUGCUACCGUCAAAGGUUCACUAGCGAGAUUUUGUAACCAUUCUUGCAAUCCAAACGCAUAUGUGAAUAAAUGGGUUGUAGCUGGAAAAUUGAAGAUGGGGAUUUUUGCCCAUAGAAAAAUUUUAAAAGGUGAGGAAAUUACAUUCGAUUACAACGUUGAUAGAUAUGGUGCCACAGCUCAAAAAUGUUACUGUGAAGAACCAAACUGUAUUGGAUUUUUAGGUGGUAAGACUCAAACUGAUGCUGCAAGUCUAUUACCUCAAAAUAUGGCAGAAGCAUUGGUUGUCAGCGUAACUAUGGAAAAGCAAUGGAUUAAAUUGAAAAAGCAACAGGGUGAAAAAAUUGUGAAGAGUGAAGGGAACAAUAUCAAUAUAGAAUUUGUUGAAUCACUUAAUCCGCCACCUUGUGAAAAACCUGAAGAUGUGAUCAAAGUUAUGAGUGUACUUUUACAGGUGGAAGACCCUCUGCUGGCCAGAAAAUUGUUACAGCGGUUGUUUAACAUUGAACCUGAUUCUAAUUUACACCAUCAAAUCUUAAAGUUACAUGGUUACACAUGCUUUGUCAAACUGUUACACCUGUUUAAAGAGGACUCAUAUAUGGAAACAAAGAUUCUUGAUUUCAUCCUGAAAUUACCAAAGACAACUAAAAACGGUAUCAUCACAUCUCAAAUUGAUAAAGAAGUAGAACAAAUUGGGAAAUCGAAUCAAGAAUUGGAAGACACAUGCACUAAACUACUGCAAAAAUGGAAUGAUUUUGAGACUUAUAAAAGAAUUACAAAGAAAGAUAUCAAAGAGGCAUCAAAUAAGAUGGUAGAUUUAAGAAGAAUUAGAUUACCACCAGGAUGGGAAAUCGUUCAUGAAAAUGGUAAACCAAUGUAUUAUAAUGCACAACAAAAGACAAAAUUGCAUCAGCCACCAUCAGGUUCAUCAAAGACUUUUAAUGCUAGACGACCACAAACUAAUGGUAAUUCAGGUACACCGAAGCCAUCCAUCAAAAGAUCACGUCUUGAUGAUGAAGAGUACGAAAAGCAGAAACUAAGAAGACUUGAAAAGGAGAAAGAAGCUAUUGAAAAAGUUAAAGAGGAGGAGAAGGAAGCUCUGAAAUUGAAAUUAGAGAUGGAAAAUCAAAGGAAAAGUGAAUUGGAAAAGAUUAUAGCAGAGGCCAAUAGACAAAAGGAUAUGGAAAAGGAACAGUCAGUAAAAUUGGAAAGGGAAAAAGAAGAAAAACGUCUUAAGAAGAAAAAUCAUCAUUUGGAGCAUAAAUGGGACAAGUUCUUUGCUUCAUUUGUACCUGGUCUCUUACGCAGAUACGAACAAAACGAAGGUUUAUCCCAUGACCAUGCAAAACAAUGUGCUCGAGACAUCGUCAAGAUCUUGACGUCUAAAGAACUAAAGAAGGAUGUUACAAAGCCACCGCCCGAAGAGCCAUCAAAGGAUAAAAGAGCUAAGGUAAAACAGUUUACAGCAUCUUACAUGGAUAAAUUUUUAAUCAAAUACAAGAAGAAACAUAGCAGUUGA